Molecule: messenger RNA, 1363 nt
Organism: Camellia sinensis
Lineage: Eukaryota; Viridiplantae; Streptophyta; Magnoliopsida; Ericales; Theaceae
Source: RefSeq, a predicted model, not a curated record
GAAUCCAGCGGCGUACAAUACAAAAAAAAACACUACAGAGAUUGUUCCAAAUCACACCACGUGUCCACCCCAACAAGGUAGUAGCUCGUCCCACCUCACUUGGAUUCAAAACACCGUCCGUACGUAUCACCACCACUCAGAACCACCAUCUCCCGCAGGCGACAACCCCACCUCCGGCCACCACCACCACACAUAUACAUACGUACAUAUAUAUACUAUAGGUUAGGGCUUAUAUAUAUACAUAUAUACGCAUAUAUGCAGAGCAUUUGAAUCAAUUCAUCGAUGGUGAGGCGUAGGAAGGGCGCUGGAUCGAAGAAAGCUUCGAAUUCGGAGAAUCAGCAUGACAGAGAGAAGGAGGAGGACGAGGAGGAGAAUGAGAAGUCGAAGAGAGAGAGUAGUAGAAUCGUCGAGGAAGAGAGAGAGAAGAAGAAGUCGAAGACGAAGAGAGAGAGUAGAAUAACCGAGGAAGAGAGAGAGAAGGAGGAGAAGAAAUUGAAGAGGUCGUCGAAGAAGUGGAAUUGCAUCGACAGUUGUUGUUGGUUCAUCGGCCUUGUGUGUUCGAUUUGGUGGUUUUUGCUCUUCAUGUUAAAUGCGAUGCCUGCUUCGUUCCCUCAGUACGUGACGGAGGCGAUCACGGGGCCGUUGCCGGAUCCGCCGGGGGUGAAGUUGCAGAAAGAAGGGUUGAAGGCCAAGCACCCGGUGGUUUUCGUCCCCGGAAUCGUCACCGGAGGGCUUGAGCUUUGGGAAGGCCACCAAUGUGCUGAAGGAUUGUUCAGGAAGAGGCUUUGGGGUGGUGCAUUUGGGGAUUUGUAUAAAAGACCCUUAUGCUGGGUUGAGCACAUGUCACUGGAUAAUGAAACUGGAUUGGACCCUUCUGGUGUAAGAAUUAGGCCUGUAUCUGGACUUGUGGCAGCUGAUUACUUUGCACCUGGUUAUUUUGUAUGGGCAGUUCUAAUCGCAAAUUUGGCACGCAUAGGAUAUGAGGAGAAAAACAUGUAUAUGGCUGCAUAUGAUUGGAGGAUCUCAUUUCAGAAUACUGAGGUACGCGAUCAAACACUUAGCAGGAUAAAAAGUAGUAUAGAACUCAUGGUAGCUACGAGUGAAGGGAAAAAAGUGGUCAUAAUACCACAUUCAAUGGGUGCUCUUUACUUUUUGCAUUUUAUGAAAUGGGUUGAGGCACCGCCUCCAAUGGGCGGUGGAGGUGGAUCAGAUUGGUGCUCUAAGCAUAUAAAGGCAGUAAUGAAUAUCGGUGGACCAUUUUUAGGGGUUCCAAAAGUAGUCUCUGGAUUAUUCUCUGCUGAAGCCAAGGAUAUAGCCGUUGCCAGGUUCUGCUUAUAACUAAUGUAAAUUGGAUUGAGCUAGA